AGUCUGUAUGAGGAGAGGAUUGUUCUGAGCAGCAAGAAAUUUCUCCUCCAGCUCCAGUUCAAUCAAAACUCUCCUGUACCACUCGUCCAUCCAGGCAGGACUAUAUUUUUCUAGGUCAGUUUCAAAAUCAGGUGACGUAGGGGUAGGACGUGAAAUAGGCUGAGAUGUGGGCGGGGCCAAAGUAAUGGGAGGCUGAUCUUGACAAUUAACAAUAUACUGAGGGUGACUAGAAUCAAUAUAAAUGUCCUGAUACUGUGUGAAAGUAUUAUUACUGUCCAAGUCUUUGGAAAAUGGCUGAGAUAUAUCGUCCACAAUAAAAAAAUCUUCUGAAAAAAUGUCAUCAACAGAGGCCGGUGUUGCGACACCGGUGGGCGUUCCCCAAAUGACGUCAUCGCUUGUGUCAGAAAAAGUGUCAUGGCAGCUUAAGGAAUGAUUUGAAAAAAAACAAGCAGGAUUACCGGUAAUGACGGGUGAAUCCUGGACGGGGUGAAACUUGCUGUGUCCAUGGGGAGGAAUAAGUGGUGCUGGAACAUUACUGCCGCGCGGGGGACCUCUCCACUGGACCCCCCGCUUCUUCGGGGCAGCGCGAACGGCUUCGGAGGAGACUUCAGGCCCACAGUCGAGUCUUUCCUGCUCCCAAGCCACGAGCUCCAACCACAACCCUAAGUCGAAGGGUUCCUCCCGUGGUUUCGACGCGGAAAAACAACUUGAUGCUCGGAUCCUACUGUGAUGACUCUUCUUCGGCAUUGUAAUGCCGGUGUGGUUUUCCCGUGGAUGCGUCGAAGCAGAACACAGCAUAGGUAUGCGCCGUUCAGGUGAAAAACACAGGCCAGAUGUACGCCUGCAAGAAAUUGUGUAAAAAGCGUCUGAAGAAGAAGGGCGGAGAGAAGAUGGCCCUUUUGGAGAAAAAAAUCCUGGAGAAGGUCAACAGUCUGUUUCUGGUCAAUUUGGCCUACGCUUAUGACAGCAAGACCCACCUGUGCCUUGUCAUGACCCUGAUGAACGGCGGAGACCUUAAGUACCACAUCUACAACAUAGGCUACGACGGCAAAGGCGUGGACAAGGGCAUCGAGAUGAAGCGCAUUGUUCACUACACGGCCCAAAUCACCACGGGGAUUCUGCACCUGCAUGAGAUGGAUAUCGUUUAUCGGGACAUGAAGCCUGAGAACGUGUUGCUGGACAGCCAAGGCCAGUGUCGACUUUCAGAUUUGGGUCUGGCCAUAGAGCUGGUCCCAGGCAAGACCGUCACCCAGAUGGCCGGCACAGGGGCGUACAUGGCUCCAGAGCUCUUGAACAAAACUCCGUACAGGACAUCUGUGGACUGGUGGGCGCUGGGUUGCAGCAUCUACGAGAUGGUGGCCGGCUACACGCCUUUUAAAGGCCCCGACAGCAAAAAGGAGAAGGUGGAGAAGGAGGAGGUGCAGCGACGUAUUAUCAACGAGGAACCCAAGUGGGAUCACAAGUGUUUUGAUGCCAACACCAAGGACAUCAUCCAGCUUUUCCUCAAGAAGAAAAUCGAGGAGCGUCUGGGGAUGAAGAAUAACAUGGAGGAUCCCAGGUUGCACCCGUGGUUCAAGAGCAUCAACUUCCCACGUCUAGAGGCCGGGCUGGUGGAUCCCCCGUGGGUUCCCAAGCCCAACGUCGUCUAUGCCAAAGACACGGGAGACAUUGCCGAGUUCUCUGAAAUCAAAGGCAUCGAAUUUGACGCCAAGGAUGACAAAUUCUUCAAGGAGUUUAGCACAGGUGCCGUGCCCAUACCCUGGCAGCAGGAGAUGAUCGAAACAGGACUGUUCGACGAGCUCAACGAUCCCAACCGGAAAGAAGGAGGCGGGGGCGAUUUAGACGGCGAGGCCAAGUCCGGCACGUGUAUAUUGCUGUGAGAGGACUCGUCAUGUAACUUUCUGUCAGUCACAACGCUCGAAAAGAUGGUGGACACUUCAAGUAUGAUGCGGCAUGCGAUCUAAGGCCGAGCUCCCCUGGUCCUGGGGCGAAAGGAUUAGGAUCCAAUGGUGUUUGUGCUGCACCGAUUCUUUCGUUAAUAUCUUUAAUUGUGUCAACUUUCAUACAUGUUGAGCAGGAAUGUCAGCUCGGUGUUGUCAUGUCAUCAGAACUCUGUAGAGUUAGUUGAAGGCUUUUGUGCCACAAUUACUAAACUGUAGUUAGUAAUGCAGCUUAGAUAGGCUCCAGCACCCCCCCGCGACUCCGGAAAGGACAAGCGGUAGAAAAUGGACGGAUGGAUAGUUAGUGGAGGAAGUGUCACUUCUCUGGCUGAUUUGACGAUGCCAUCAUAAGGUUACACAACAUGAAAAGUGCUUUUUCACUAUUUGUGUGGCAGGUAGUUGUAGUCCAGUUUAUACUACACCUCAUGGUCUGACCUCAGCUUUAUUAUAAUCCAACAAGUGUACAUAUUGUACAUAAAGAAUAUGUGUGUAGAGAGUUUAAAACAGAAGGUUUAGUCGAAGAAGACCUAAUGUUGGUGCUAUGAGGCAUAUCAACAAAUAGCUAUGUACGGACUAUUCAUUCCUAAGGGUUGAGGUUUCUGAAGGGGUCCUGGAAUGUUCCGUUUUCCCCGCCCACACCUUCCGAGCAGAAUGGGACUAACCAAAACCAGAUGCUGAGAAAACAUCUGCACGUUUUGUUGUACAAUGAGGAUUUAGUAGUAGGUUGUACAAAAAGAAUGAGCACUAUUCAAAGUUAACGUUGUGGGAAAUUGCUAGGAUUUGCAGAUCUGGACCAUAUUCAGUUAAAAAACAAAACAGAGAACUUUUUAUAUUUAAAGCUACGAAGGGGAGUAAAAUUGUACACGUCCUAUUUCUUUUUCUCUAGGGAGAGUUUUUACGGUUACUGUGAGAAAAGAUGAUUUAAAGGUGGCUUAAGAUGCUACAUAGAAGUAGCAGAUGUACCGAUGGAAAAUUUCCUUGAAUCCUUUGAAUAAAGGGAAAUGCAUGUCUUUUAAAAACGCGUCUUUUCUGUCUUGUCAGUCGAGACCAUGGUCCUGCAGAGAACUGCAGAGUAAAAAAUGACCAGGUCGGUUGAAGGAUCGCUGACUAUACUAUGUGGUAAGUUCAACUCUUAGCUGUUAAAGGGAUAACAACUGUUAUCCUUUCACAUUCUUUGCUCGAAUCAGACUCAAAUCCCUUAAGGUUCUAAAGCAUCCCGAGGUAAGCGCCGGAAGGUUGGUCGGUGCGGAAAGAAGCCGAUGUCGGACCGUAAAGGGACUGAAUAGGUACAUCCGAGUAUACUACGGUGCCAUCGGAAUGACCUUGUGAAAUAGUUGGGUCUUUGCGAGCGCUUGAUUGGCCGGACUCAAAGAAAGUAGGAGUGCCGGAAGGUUGGUCGGUGCGGAAAGAAGCCAAUGUCGGACCGUAAAGGCACUGAAUAGGUACAUCCGGGACUCUCUUAAGAUGCUACAUAGACGUAACAGAUGUACCGAUGGAAUUUGCUUGAAUCCUUUGAAUAAAAGGGAAAUGCAUGUCUUUUAAAAAAGCGUCUUUUCUGUCUGUCAGUCAGUCGAGACCACGGUCCUGCAGAGAACUGCAGAGUAAAACACGACCAGGUCGGUUGAAGGAUCGCUGACUAUACUAUGUGGUAAGUUCAACUCUUAGCUGUUAAAGGGAUAACAACUGUUAUCCUUUCGCAUUCUUUGCUCGAAUCAGACUCAAAUCCCUUAAGGUUCUAAAGCAUCCCGAGGCAAGCGCCGGAAGGUUGGUCGGUGCGGAAAGAAGCCGAUGUCGGACCGUAAAGGCACUGAAUAGGUACAUCCGAGUAUACUACGGUGCCAUCGGAAUGACCUUGUGAAAUAGUUGAGUCUUUGCGAGCGCUUGAUUGGCCGGACUCAAAGAAAGUAGGAGUGCCGGAAGGUUGGUCGGUGCGGAAAGAAGCCAAUGUCGGACCGUAAAGGCACUGAAUAGGUACAUCCGGGACUCUCUUAAGAUGCUACAUAGACGUAACAGAUGUACCGAUGGAAUUUGCUUGAAUCCUUUGAAUAAAAGGGAAAUGCAUGUCUUUUAAAAAAGCGUCUUUUCUGUCUGUCAGUCAGUCGAGACCACGGUCCUGCAGAGAACUGCAGAGUAAAACACGACCAGGUCGGUUGAAGGAUCGCUGACUAUACUAUGUGGUAAGUUCAACUCUUAGCUGUUAAAGGGAUAACAACUGUUAUCCUUUCGCAUUCUUUGCUCGAAUCAGACUCAAAUCCCUUAAGGUUCUAAAGCAUCCCGAGGCAAGCGCCGGAAGGUUGGUCGGUGCGGAAAGAAGCCGAUGUCGGACCGUAAAGGCACUGAAUAGGUACAUCCGAGUAUACUACGGUGCCAUCGGAAUGACCUUGUGAAAUAGUUGAGUCUUUGCGAGCGCUUGAUUGGCCGGACUCAAAGAAAGUAGGAGUGCCGGAAGGUUGGUCGGUGCGGAAAGAAGCCAAUGUCGGACCGUAAAGGCACUGAAUAGGUACAUCCGGGACUCUCUUAAGAUGCUACAUAGACGUAACAGAUGUACCGAUGGAAUUUGCUUGAAUCCUUUGAAUAAAAGGGAAAUGCAUGUCUUUUAAAAAAGCGUCUUUUCUGUCUGUCAGUCAGUCGAGACCACGGUCCUGCAGAGAACUGCAGAGUAAAACACGACCAGGUCGGUUGAAGGAUCGCUGACUAUACUAUGUGGUAAGUUCAACUCUUAGCUGUUAAAGGGAUAACAACUGUUAUCCUUUCGCAUUCUUUGCUCGAAUCAGACUCAAAUCCCUUAAGGUUCUAAAGCAUCCCGAGGCAAGCGCCGGAAGGUUGGUCGGUGCGGAAAGAAGCCGAUGUCGGACCGUAAAGGCACUGAAUAGGUACAUCCGAGUAUACUACGGUGCCAUCGGAAUGACCUUGUGAAAUAGUUGAGUCUUUGCGAGCGCUUGAUUGGCCGGACUCAAAGAAAGUAGGAGUGCCGGAAGGUUGGUCGGUGCGGAAAGAAGCCAAUGUCGGACCGUAAAGGCACUGAAUAGGUACAUCCGGGACUCUCUUAAGAUGCUACAUAGACGUAACAGAUGUACCGAUGGAAUUUGCUUGAAUCCUUUGAAUAAAAGGUAAAUGCAUGUCUUUUAAAAAAGCGUCUUUUCUGUCUGUCAGUCAGUCGAGACCACGGUCCUGCAGAGAACUGCAGAGUAAAACACGACCAGGUCGGUUGAAGGAUCGCUGACUAUACUAUGUGGUAAGUUCAACUCUUAGCUGUUAAAGGGAUAACAACUGUUAUCCUUUCACAUUCUUUGCUCGAAUCAGACUCAAAUCCCUUAAGGUUCUAAAGCAUCCCGAGGCAAGCGCCGGAAGGUUGGUCGGUGUGGAAAGAAGCCGAUGUCGGACCGUAAAGGCACUGAAUAGGUACAUCCGGGUAUACUACGGUGCCAUCGGAAUGACCUUGUGAAAUAGUUGGGUCUUUGCGAGCGCUUCAUUGGCCGGACUCAAAGAAAGUAGGAGCUUAGGAGACACUUAAACCCACAGAGAUUAUCCCUCGGAAGCACAAAACUGCAUGAGCAACAGAGCGCUUGAUGGAUGGCUGUAACUGCGAUUUCACAAGUACCACACGAUUCUAUGAAUACAUUGAAACCAUUAAGAUGUGAUUUUAAGGUUCUACUACUUACGUAUAAAAUACUACACGGUCUAGCUCCAGCCUACCUUGCCGAUUGUUUUGUACCAUAUGUCUCGGCAAGAAAUCUGCGUUCAAAGAACUGCGGCUUAUUAGUGAUUCCCAGAGCCCCAAAAAAGUCUGCGGGCUAUAGAACGUUUUCUAUUCGGGCUCCAGUACUCUGGAA
Nerophis ophidion (straightnose pipefish) is the source of this 5773-nucleotide messenger RNA. RefSeq names its product G protein-coupled receptor kinase 7a (gene grk7a). The transcript is spliced from 4 exons. Gene Ontology annotation, cellular component: cytoplasm. Gene Ontology annotation, molecular function: ATP binding; rhodopsin kinase activity. Gene Ontology annotation, biological process: protein phosphorylation; regulation of signal transduction; signal transduction. NCBI's taxonomy places the organism in Eukaryota, Metazoa, Chordata, Actinopteri, Syngnathiformes, Syngnathidae. Bases 834 to 1880 code for a protein of 348 amino acids. The record is from RefSeq and is a predicted model, not a curated record.